Messenger RNA from Aspergillus fumigatus Af293, 2259 nucleotides. The record is from RefSeq and is a predicted model, not a curated record. NCBI's taxonomy places the organism in Eukaryota, Fungi, Ascomycota, Eurotiomycetes, Eurotiales, Aspergillaceae.
AUGGCUACCACUCUUCCGUUCCGACCAUCCGACGAUGCUGCACAUUCAUUUCCUUCCGUAUUGAAUCCCUCGAAGUCCAAUGGACUGCCCCGAUUGUCUCCAUCCCCAUCGGUCAUCAAGAACAGAUCUCCCAGCAGCUCAAGAUCUUUGCGUCGGCCCUCCGGAGAUCAUCUCGCUGCUCCUCGUGCCUCCAGACCCCGACGAUGCAAGUCACAAUACCCUUUAGACUCAUCGGAGCGCCAUGUCGAGUACAUCCUUGUCGCGUCUUUCCACAUUGACCGGGGUCCGAUCAUGGAACAUCAGUACCCGGCGCCCAUUAGCGGAGAUGAGAGCAUGCUCGCGGAAUUGAUGCUGCCAGACCAGACACAUGUACGGAGCCAGGACUGGACCAUUUUUUUCUUACACAAAGACACCAGUGCGGAGGGGGAGGAUGAGGACUCAACGACAGCAAAGAAAAAACGGCGGAAGAGGGCAAGGGCAGAGCAGAACCCAAACGAUGAGAGCCAGGACGAAGAUACUGAUGCUCUCACGGAAGAGAGCAGCGACGAGGAAGACGAUGGUGGUGAGGGGCCACCGUUGAUGUACGUGCUUAAUCUUCCCUUGCUAUUACUGGCGCUGGAGGACUAUUUCAAGUCGCCGUACCCCGAGACUCUAGCGACGCUGUACAACGCCGUCAAUGAGAUGGAUCUGUCAUUGAUGCCCAAGCUUUCGCUCCUAGAACGACAGAUUCUGCAGGCUAGUAAUGCGAAGGACAUGUUCAUCGAAAAAUUCGAGCAGAUGAUCCAGCAGCGACUGAUCGAGGAGGGAGAGCCUGUGGAAGAUUCCCCACCAUCACCCAAAAAGCCCGCCCCUCGGUAUGCGCUUCCCCGCGACACCCACGAGUUCGAAUCGCGAGUCAUUUACAAUGACAUUCCCAUCCCUGUCAAAGUGCCAACUGUUAUAUGGCCUGAGAUUGUGGGAGACUUCUCUCUCAUCAAGCUCAUCCAGACGUUCUCUACUGUUCAUGCCACAGCGCCUCAGGCCUUUCCGCUUCACCCGCACUUGACCACCAACGGUUCCUAUACGCACCCGAUCAUCGUUCUUGUCAACGCCAUGCUCACCCAGAAACGGGUGAUCUUCUUGGGCCACAAUCGGCCCUCGGGCGAAGUAGCAGAGGCAGUUCUGGCUGCGUGCGCUCUUGCAUCCGGUGGGAUCUUGCGUGGCUUCACGAGGCAUGCCUUUCCCUAUACCGACUUGACGAAGAUCGAUGAUCUGCUGAAAGUUCCUGGGUUUAUCGCUGGAGUAACUAAUCCCACGUUCGCAAAUCAUCCCGAAUGGUGGGACCUCCUGUGCGACCUUCCCACCGGCAGGAUGAAAAUCAGCAGCCACAUCGAGCCCGCCCCGGUUACGGAGGGUCUACUGUAUUUUCAACAGAGCUCUUUCCUCCAAAACUACACGCCGAGUGCCCAUCCGGAUCCCACCGGCGACAACGCCUUCAUGGAAGACGUUCAACGGAGUAUCACGAACCGUCACGGAGAGAAUGCGAUUCGUGCAAAAUGGCGCGCAUACAUUACCAAAUUUACGCGCGUCGCGGCUGCGUUUGAGGAGACCGUGUACGGAGCGUCGAAUCUCUACAUCAUCGGGCCGAACGAGGAGCUAUCUCCGGAGAGCCCGAGUGGCGUCCAAGCCGACCCCCUGGACCCCACAACGCUACGUGGCCAUGGCUAUGUGUGGCCCGACGAGGCAACGAAGCAGCGAGAAUUGAUCGCCUCUGUGUCGCGAAUCGAAGGCUGGCGCACGACACGGUCCUACUACUCGUUUAUACAGGACAUCGCGGCCAUGUACUACCCCGCAAGACCAAUCCAGAAACCUGACCUGCACCAUCACCAUGAUCGACUGCGCACUUUGCGGCUAUCUCAUGCUGACGCUGGAGCUAUUUACCUUGCCUUUUCCAAAGCUGUCAAGGACUACGCAGGCAUAUGCCAGCUGCUGACGGUGACGCCAGAAAGCCAAGCCGGGCUGUUCUACAUCAGCAUGGGUCUUUUCCAUCCUGAUCAAACGGUUCGUGAAGCAACCGCCGAUCUUCUAGAUCGAAUAGCUGCUCACCCCGCCGGCCGACACUUCUGGGCCCAACUUAGCCGCUUCAAUAAACUGGCAUACUUCCGAGUCCGACGCGAGAGGGAUGCAGCGCAAAGUCCUGUAUCAGGGACAGGGUCGAGCCCGGGGGCGCCGCAAUCUCUCAUUGGAAUUGCCACCGGCAACGCCUCAAGGCGAAGCUGA